CUUGUACAGUAUCGGGUUACACACACACGCACACGCAAUCGCGGGCUGAGUCACUGGUGGAAUUUACGCACUGACUGUGUCUCUCCAGCAUGGACGCGCUCCCCUUAUGAGGACUUCGCCAUUGUGUUUAUCCAGUCUGAGGCGCACUUCUGGGGUGCCAGGAGGAGAUAGACCUUGGAAGACCCCUACCACCGACCACCAUAAUUUAUUCCUCUGCGUCUGCUCGUUAGAAGAAGAGAAUUGGAUCUGUCCACCAUGUCGAUGUCCACUCGUGCACUCCGGGAAAUCCUGCAGAGGGCUGGAAAUGACACCUGUGUGGACUGUGGAGCAGCAGAUCCCGACUGGGGUUCGACCUCGUUGGGGGUGUUCAUCUGCUUGGCCUGUUCCGGCAUCCACCGGAACAUUCCCGACAUCAGCAAGGUCAAGUCGCUGAGUCUUUCCCACUGGGAGGACCACGAGGUCCAGUUCAUGGCGGAGAAUGGAAACGAGCGGAUGAAGAACAAAUACGAGGCCUCCGUUCCCGUCUACUAUUACAAGCCGUCACACAAAGACUGCCAGGUGCUGAAGGAGCAGUGGAUUCGAGCAAAGUACGAGCGCAAGGAAUUCACCGAAUCGGCCAACAAGUUUACGUACGAGGAAGCCAUCAGGGAUGGCACCUUGAUGAAAAGGGGCCGCGACAACGGCCUCUUCCUCAGCAGGCGAUUCGUCCUCUCCGAGCGGGAGGGCACGCUCAAGUACUUCACCAAACAUGAUGCCAAGGAGCCCAAAGCGGUGAUCAAGGUGGACAGCAUCAACGCCACCUUCCAGCCCGACAAGAUCGGACAUCCCAACGGCCUGCAGAUUACAUAUCUCAAAGAUUACAGCACCCGCAACAUCUUCCUUUACCACGACAGCGGCAAGGAGAUCGUCGACUGGUUUAAUUCCAUCCGAGCCGUCCAGCUUCACUACAUGAAGGUGGCCUUUCCCGGAGCCACCGAUGCAGAGCUGGUUCCGAAACUCACCCGUAACUUCCUGAAAGAGGGCUACAUGGAGAAGACGGGUCCCCGGCAAACAGAAGGCUUCAAGAAACGUUGGUUCACUUUGGACCAGAGACGACUCAUGUACUACAAGGACCCGCUGGACGCCUUCGCCAAGGGCGAGGUGUUUCUGGGCAGCAAGGAGCACUACAGCGCCUCGGCCGGCCUGCCCGCCGGCACCUACUGCAAUGGCGCGUGGCAGCACGGCAUCACCAUUGUCACGCCCGACCGCUGUUUCCUGUUCACAUGCGAGACGGAGGCCGAGCAGCUCGACUGGCUCAAGCUUUUCAACGACGUCAUGAACGCGCAGAUGUCCCCGCAGGAGUACACCAUGGAGGCUUUGUUCAAGCACAGACAUUGACCCAGCAGCAGAUUGCCAACAGGAUUUUUUUUUUUUUUUUUUUGGCCCCCCAUCAAGUGUUCAAAAAACCAGGACUGAAAAUAACAGGCAACGAGUGGGUCAUCUUCUCAAGCGUUCAACAAUCCAACAGCGCCAUUCAGUGGCUCUUUUUAUAUCCUAACCCAUGAUAAGUCUCUCCGAUUAUAUUUUCUUUUCUUUAAUAUAUUUUGGGAGGCUUACACUUGCAUUGCAUUUAAGAAAAUGUUUAUUUCA
Messenger RNA from Hippocampus comes (tiger tail seahorse), 1629 nucleotides. RefSeq names its product arf-GAP with dual PH domain-containing protein 1. Lineage: Eukaryota; Metazoa; Chordata; Actinopteri; Syngnathiformes; Syngnathidae. Gene Ontology annotation, molecular function: phosphatidylinositol-3,4,5-trisphosphate binding; GTPase activator activity; phosphatidylinositol bisphosphate binding. Gene Ontology annotation, cellular component: intracellular membrane-bounded organelle; cytoplasm; plasma membrane. The transcript is spliced from 11 exons. The coding region runs from base 256 to 1377 and encodes 373 amino acids. The record is from RefSeq and is a predicted model, not a curated record. Gene Ontology annotation, biological process: positive regulation of GTPase activity.